Gossypium arboreum is the source of this 858-nucleotide messenger RNA. RefSeq lists its product as uncharacterized. The transcript is spliced from 2 exons. Bases 212 to 520 code for a protein of 102 amino acids. NCBI's taxonomy places the organism in Eukaryota, Viridiplantae, Streptophyta, Magnoliopsida, Malvales, Malvaceae. The record is from RefSeq and is a predicted model, not a curated record.
CAUUUCUAGAACCUUACACUGCCCAAUACCUUGAUGCCGAAGAAAAACCCAGAACUCUCCACUUUGCUCCUUUUUUAGCUUAAACUUCAUAUUCCUACACUUCCGUUUUCAUCAAUAAAAGGCGAAACCCAGCCCCCGCAAGAGCUUCAAUCAAACCCCAGAAGAACACAGGCAAACAAUCCUACCUUUCAAAAACUAAAAGGAAGAGAAGAUGUUCUUUUUCUUUGUGGGUGGAUUAGAGCAACAAGCAAGACAAGUGCUGAAAUCAGGUGUGGGAAGGUGCAUAAACUGUGGUUCCAGAGCUGAUCUUGUGGAGUAUGAGAAAGUAUUGAAGCUUUUCUUUGUGCCUGUUUGGAGAUGGCCUGGGAAAGACCCACUCUUGCAUUGUAACAAUUGCAAACUUUUCUUCCCUCAGGAUUUGUCUUUUCCACCUCCCAAGAUCGAUUCUUCAUCUGCUGCCGUUUCAGCGUCUCUGCGUUGCCGUUUUUGUGACAGGCUUGUUGAGCCCGAGUUCAGGUAAAAGCAUACAUGAACCUGGUGAAGAUGUGUUGUGCACUCUUUGGUACUUUCCCAGGCUUUGAUAUCCCGACGUCAACAGUACCAAACCCGGUGGUCGAAAUUCCAUAUCAAUAGGAUAAGGGUCCCAGUAUCCUUGGAGCCCUGAUGACGGUGUAUAGAACUUAACCAAACUGAGAUGUUCGAAUACCAAUAAGGAAGAUACUGUUUUAACACAAUGACUUCAUCUUCACAUUGUGCAAUCGCGUUGAUGGCAGUUUUAAACAUUUUCCAUCUGAUGUGUAUUCCCACUCUGACACAUGUAAAAAAAUGUUUCAAGAACUAGAAAGUUUUAUUCUACAA